UAUGCCAUCGCCCUAUUCUCGCCAACCAUCAUCAACGAGCUUGACUACUCUGCUGUGAAUGCCCAGCUACUCUCAGUCCUGCCAUUUGCUGCUGGCUGUAUCGGAACAAUCAUAUUUGGCAUCUAUUCUGACAAGCACAAUAUUCAUGGUCCGUACAUCAUUGGUGGCGCGCUUGUUUCUCUUGUGGGAUACAUCUUGCUAUAUUGCAGCGUACGAGCGGGCCCG
This is a messenger RNA of Suillus discolor, 225 nucleotides long. RefSeq lists its product as uncharacterized. Gene Ontology annotation, molecular function: transmembrane transporter activity. The transcript has a single exon. Gene Ontology annotation, cellular component: membrane. The annotation marks the transcript as partial. NCBI's taxonomy places the organism in Eukaryota, Fungi, Basidiomycota, Agaricomycetes, Boletales, Suillaceae. The record is from RefSeq and is a predicted model, not a curated record.